Molecule: messenger RNA, 1916 nt
Organism: Selaginella moellendorffii
Lineage: Eukaryota; Viridiplantae; Streptophyta; Lycopodiopsida; Selaginellales; Selaginellaceae
Product: high affinity nitrate transporter 2.4
Exons: 2
Coding region: 50-1846 (598 amino acids)
Biological process (GO): cellular response to nitrate; nitrate transmembrane transport
Cellular component (GO): plasma membrane; plant-type vacuole membrane
Molecular function (GO): nitrate transmembrane transporter activity
Source: RefSeq, a predicted model, not a curated record
ACGCCUCAAGAUCGCGAAAAAUCCACGAUCGUCGCCAAGAUCGUCGUCCAUGGCAUCCCCAGUGAAUUCCUCCGGCGCCAUCGAAAUGCCGCAGCGAUUCGUCGACAUCGAUCUCUCGCCGCCGCCUCCAUCUCCAUCGCAGCAGCAGCAUCGCAAUCCGGCUCCCAACUUCCGGCUCCCAGUGGAUUCCGAGCACAAGGCCAAGAAGCUCGAUCUCUUCUCCUUCGCGCAGCCCCACAUGAGAAGCUUCCACCUCUCGUGGAUCGCCUUCUUCACUUGCUUCACCUCCACCUUCGCGGCGCCGCCGCUCAUCCCGGUGAUCCGCGACAACCUCGACCUCACCAAGCUCGACGUCGGCCGCGCCUCCAUCGCCUCCAUCUCCGGCUCCAUCCUCUCGCGCUUCCUCAUGGGCCCGGUGUGCGAUCUCGUCGGCCCGCGCUACGGCUGCGCCAUCCUCAUCAUGAUCACCGCCCCGCCGGUCUUCUGCAUGCCGCUCGUCUCCGAUCCCACCGGAUUCAUCAUCGUGAGGUUUUGCAUCGGAUUCUCGCUCGCCACCUUCGUCUCGUGCCAGUUCUGGAUGAGCACCAUGUUCAACACCAAGAUCGUGGGCAUGGCGAAUGGAUUCACCGGAGGCUGGGGGGAUUUUGGGGGCGGAGUCACGCAGCUCCUCAUGCCGCUGCUCUACCAGCUCAUCCUCAAGUUUGGAGCCAACGAUUUCACGGCCUGGAGGAUCGCCUUCUAUGUGCCGGGGCUCAUGCAUGUGUUCAUGGGGCUGGCGGUGCUGAUCCUGGGCCAGGAUCUGCCGGAUGGGAACUAUCGCGAUCUCAAGGAGCAGGGCCACAAAACCAAGGACAGCUUUGGCAAGAGCAGAGAAAAGCUCUGUCCAUGGGCGUCACUGCUCUGCUCUGAUCUAGGAAAAAAAAUGUUUCUAGAUAAGUUUUGUAGCGUAGAAAAAUGCAUUCGAUCAUGUAGAGAUGCUUUCACGUUUUUUUUACUUUUGCUCUUGGGCAUCUUGACUUUGCUCUUCCUUGUACUAAUUUUCUUACUUUUUCUACAGGUGCUUCGCAACGCAGCCAAGAACUAUCGCACCUGGCUCUUUGCCUUCGUCUAUGGCUACAGCUUUGGCGUGGAGCUCACUGUCUUUAACAACAUCGCCGAGUACUUCUACGACGAGUUCGGCCUCCACCUUGGCACCGCCGGCAUCGUCGCCUCCAUCUUCGGCCUCGCCAACUUCAUCUCCCGCCCCAUGGGCGGCAUCCUCUCGGACGUGAUCGCGCGCUCCUACGGCAUGCGCGGCCGCCUCUGGAUCCUCUUCCUCUUCCAGACAGUCGGGGGACUCAUGUGUGUGCUGCUGGGCUUCAUGAACACCCUCGGGACUGCCAUAGGCAUCGUCAUCCUCUUCUCGAUCUUCCUCCAGGCGGCGUGCGGUGCGACGUUUGGGAUCGUCCCGUUCGUGUCGAGACGAUCGCUGGGAGUUCUCGCGGGCCUCACGGGGGGUGGCGGCAACCUGGGCGGAGUGGUGACGCAGCUCAUCUUCUUCACCAACGAGACCUUCUCGUUCGAGGCCGGGUUUAGUCUCAUGGGCGCCAUGAGCGUGGGAUGCUCGCUAGCGCUGCUGGGUGUCUACUUCCCGCAGUGGGGAGGGAUGCUUUGCAGGGCGUCGAGCGAUCCUGGAGCCACCGAGGAGGCGUACUAUCUCGCCGAGUGGAGCGAGGAGGAGAAGGCCAAAGGGAUGCACCUCACAGCACUCAAGUUUGCAGAGAACUCUCACUCGGAGAGAGGACGGAUGCGAUCGGGUGCGUCGUCACAACCUCAGCCCAGUGCAGUGGUCAACCCCAUUCUAUGAUAUAUACCAGCUGUUGUUCUCUCCCUCGGGAUGAUGAUGAUGAUGAUGAUGAAUAUAACUUCAAUAGACU